Molecule: messenger RNA, 2287 nt
Organism: Hevea brasiliensis (rubber tree)
Lineage: Eukaryota; Viridiplantae; Streptophyta; Magnoliopsida; Malpighiales; Euphorbiaceae
Product: phosphatidylinositol 3,4,5-trisphosphate 3-phosphatase and protein-tyrosine-phosphatase PTEN2A
Exons: 13
Coding region: 221-2125 (634 amino acids)
Biological process (GO): dephosphorylation
Cellular component (GO): cytosol
Molecular function (GO): phosphatidylinositol-3,4,5-trisphosphate 3-phosphatase activity
Source: RefSeq, a predicted model, not a curated record
AUAAUUUGUGACCUCUGAGAGAGAAGAGGGGAUGACAUGACCUGAGUUCAUGAUUAGCGCAACAUCUCUUGGAACCCACUUCAUUCUUGCAGUUGAAUUUUCCCGGGUCUCCAAUCUUUUGAACACAGAUAGCCUUAAUUCAGGAUUCAUAUCUGGCUCUGUAACUUGGCUUCUUGGCGGGACCAGUGUGUAGACGGUAGACCUUAUAGCUGAUUAAAGAAUGGAUUCUGAGUCUGCUGGCUCAUCAUCUCAACCUCCUGCUCAAGCUUCUUCCAUUGAACCUCCUGCCAAAGCUUCUAAUAAUGAUUCCCCUGCCAAAGCUUCUAAUAAUGAUUCCCCUGCCAAAGCUUCCAAUGCUGAGCCUUCUGCAAACACUGCCAUUAGUAAUGACGGUAAAGUGGGUGAAUCACCUGCUUCAGGCAUACCAUCUCAGAGUAGAAGUUUGAAACUGCCACAGCCAACACGACCUCCAACAGAUUCCGAGACUGGAACUUUUGGGAAUUCUACAUUUGCUCGUUUCACUAGGGGCCUAGGAUUGCAUUUUCCUUCAGUGACACCAGGAACGAAUGAGAUGUCUCAAGGUAGCACGACAUCUGAACAAGCUGGUGUUCUUGAAUCUUUCACUAAAGGUUUGGUUGAUUCAUCUCGAAGUGCUGUGAAGGCUAUGCAGGUCAAGGCACGUCAUGUUGUAUCUCAAAAUAAGCGUAGAUACCAGGAAGAUGGGUUUGAUUUGGAUAUGGCUUAUGUCACUGAAAAUAUAAUUGCUAUGGGUUUCCCUGCUGGUGAUUUAAGCUCAGGGCUGUUUGGAUUCUUUGAGGGUUUCUAUCGUAAUCACAUGGAAGAAGUGAUAAAUUUCUUUGAGACUCAUCAUAAGGGAAAAUACAAAGUGUAUAAUCUUUGUUCUGAGAGAUUGUAUGAUGCAUCGAGGUUUGAGGGGAAGGUAGCGUGCUUCCCAUUUGAUGACCAUAAUUGUCCGCCCCUUCAGCUGAUAGCAUCAUUUUGUAAAAGUGCAUACUCAUGGUUGAAAGAGGACAUUGAAAAUGUGGUGGUAGUACACUGUAAAGCUGGUAUGGGCAGAACAGGUUUAAUGAUAAGUAGCCUACUUUUGUUCCUGAAGUUCUUUCCAACAGCCAAUGAGGCCAUUGAUUACUUCAACCAGAAAAGAUGCGUAGAUGGAAAGGCUCUAGUUCUCCCAAGUCAGAUUAGGUAUGUCAAAUACUUUGAACGUGUGUUAACAUACUUCAAUGGAGAAAAUCAAUCUGGUCGAAGGUGCAUGCUUAGGGGAUUUCGGCUUCACAAAUGCCCUUAUUGGACAAGGCCCUCUAUUACCAUAUCAAAUCAUUUUGGGGUUCUGUUCUCAAGCAAAAAGCAUCCCAAAACUAAGGAUUUAAUGCCUGAAGAUUUCUGGAUUAGUGCACCGAAGAAAGGGAUUGUUGUAUUUGCUCUACCGGGGGAGCCGGGCCUGACAGAGUUGGUUGGAGACUUCAAAAUCCAUUUUCAUGAUCGCCAAGGAGAUUUCUACUGUUGGUUAAAUACAACGAUGACCGAGAAUAGAAAAACACUAAAUGCGUCUGAUCUUGAUGGUUUUGACAAGAGAAAACUGCCUUCACCAGGGUUUCAAGUUGAAGUUGUGAUGAUAGAUUAUGAUGGUACUUUGCCAACAAGUUCUAAAGGUGAUUCUGCCACCAAAGGAUCUGAUGGUACUACAAGUACAGGUUAUACUCUGAAAUCAAGUGGUGGACUUGAGACUAAUUCCAACCGAAAAAAAGUUGCCGAGAAUGAAGAUGAUGUAUUUUCGGAUAGUGAGGGAGAAGAAACCAGUUCUCCAAAAAGCAGGCAAGCUACUGGCCCUGGAGUAGGAUCCACUCAAUCUAGUCACACAUCUAGCAUCUCAACAGAGCAAAUGAGGAGCUUAACACAUGGAACUGAGCAAAUGUUGCUUGGGAGUCGAGAACCUUCCCUUAUUAAUGCUUCAGAUCGGCCAACUACUGAUAGGAUUGAGAAACCUGCUUCAGGCCUUGAGGUUCCAAGCCUGGAUUCUGUAGGGGUGAAUGAAAUUAAGGCAAUUGCUGCUGAUGCUUCAGUUUUCAGUUUUGGAGAUGAAGAAGAUUAUGAAAGCGAUUGAAGCUUAUUGCAGAGUAAGUGUAUGAGAAACAAGCACAGGUGAGCUCUUCAGAAGCAAAUGAAAAUAUCUGGGGCCAUUUGGAGAUUGGAUGUUAAUUGAAUUCAUUCCUUUCAUUCAUUUGUUAUUUACUAAGACAGGAAAAUUUGUACCAUUUUGCAAAAA